GCGUGUCCCCAGGAGGCCCCGCCCCCGAAGCCCCCCCCAGCCCCGACGGGGCGCGCAGCCCGGCCCCGCUGCCCGGGGGCACCCGGCGGGACCCCAUGGCCGGGACCCCCGGGGCUCCUCGCUGCGGCUCCCCCGGGCCCCAGGGCAGCCCCGCAGCCCCUGCUGCCCUCGGGGAGAGCCCCAUGGAGCCCUCCGUACCCUCCUGCUGCCUCCCUGCCCCUGCACGUGGCGUCACGGAGGUGCGAUGGCAGCAGGCGCUCGGUGUUCUGCUGUCCCCAUGAGCACGGUGCCGUGACACGAGUCCCAGUGGGCACCCCGGUAUUGGUCCCGUCCCGAGGGCAGCGCAGGUGUCAUUGCCUGAAAGUGAAGUGAGAGCUCGGCGUCCCGUACGGCGCGUGCAAUAAACACCCCGGGGUUCUAAGAAACCUCCCGCUCUCACCCCGCUCUCUCAGCUCAGCCGGCGCACCGCAAAGCCGGCGAGUGAAACCGCAAUGCGAUGGAUACUGUAACUCAUCCCUCUGCCGCGCUGCAGGGUGAGUCGAAAAUUCCCCGAGGUGACGACGCUGUGACAUAACGACCUGCGGCCUCCCCUGCCGGCCACCAAACCCACAAGGCUGCCAGCACCUCGCUGCGCUCUGAAGGUGCACGCCGUGCCUCCUGCACCCUGUAACCACGCAGGGGCCGUGGCGACCCCUCCCUCAGCACCGCAGACCCCGGUUCCCUUCCCCAUCCCAGCAGCCCCCUCCGCCCUGCCAGCCUCCUUCCCCUCUUGCUGCAGCUCGAACCUGGCUGCAUUUCCCAGCCCCACAAGAUGAGCGGGGAUGUUUAAAUGCCCAGUCACUCCAAAGGGCUGUGCAGGAAUGGAGGAUGUGCUUCCUGCCUGCGUGAGUGCUGUGACCUGCAGGUAUGCCUUGCAGUGACUGACAGCAGCGAGCUGAUACUGUCGAAAUGCCCUUUCGGAUCCCCGGGCUCUCUGCUUUACAGUCAUUUCUCCACUCGCUGGCUGGCAGGUUGGGUUGGCUCCGUCUUGCGUAAUUACUCAGCGAGGGCUGGAGGUGAGGCUGAUGCAGCACAAGGCACCAAGGUGGGGAAACCUGGGGCUCAGCAGCCUCUGAUUUCCACUCUCCGGGCUCUGGGAUUCCCACGGCUGGAACCAGCUGCCCUCCUGACACAUGUCCUGCUCCUGCCCAGGGCAACCACAUUUCUUUCACCCCGUUGGGAAGGGACGAUGCUGCAGCCAGGUGUCCGAGGAGCACAGCUGAGGGGUUUGGAGCCAAGCCCCACACACACAAGCUGAUAAAUCACACUGCAUUUCAUUCCUGUUUCCCAGAGUUUGGGGUGCUGAGAAGCAAAUUGAUGCUGGGCUGGGGAAUGGCAUCGCUGCAGGAGGGUGGCUUGCCCUGGCAGUGCCUGCCCACAGGCUUUCCGCACGUGUCCCUGCCCAAGACGUGCACGUGUGACUCCCGUAUGGUGGCUUCAAGUGCUGCUGAGGGGUCUGAAAGUGAGGGGAUCCCUCGUGGUGGGUCUGUGGGAGCCCCGCACGGCUGACAUUUGGCUGCCUGCAGCCUCAGGACUGAGUCACCCCUCAGGACCCGCUAUGUGCAUUGCCCUUUGAGGCUCACACCGAAACAUGAGUGGUAGAUGAAGAGACCUUGAGAGCAGGUCCCACCAGGCAGGCGCAGGGCUGAGGGGCACAUGGAGCGGUGUGGUGAUGGGGGACAGAAAUAUUUGCAGGAAGACAGUGCUGCUGGGGCCUGCUGUGGGGCUGGGAGCCGUGCACCGCUCCCUUUGCUCUCUCGGCCCCAGCCAGACCCCGCUGCAGCGGCUGCUGAAAGCUCACGGGAGGAUUUCUCCUUUCCACUGCCAUCCCCGGCCCCCUCCUCCCCUGCCCACCAUGGCUAUUUGCAUCUGCGUGGGCGAACUUCGCGCUGCUUGCCGAGCUAAAUCCAGUGGGGUGGAAACUUUUGCGGAACGACCUGCUGCGGGCACGUGGCAGCGGUGUCAGGGUGAGGGCUGGGGGACGAGCCGCCCGGACCCUCACCUCUCAGCCCCCAUGGGCUGUCCCCACCACCCCAGCUGGGGUGGGAGACUUCACGCAGACAGUGCCAGGGUGGAAAAAACGGAAUCUGGAGGCAUUUAUUUCAGCAUCUGCCCACAGAUCCUGACCCUGCAGGGGUAGGAGGAGGGCUCGGGGCAUCUCCCCUGCUCCUGACAUGUGUGGGUGGUGAUGUGGUGCUGUGCUCACCUCCGCUGGCACCCAGCAUCCCUGCUGGUCCUGAGGGCAGUGGGUGCAGGUGCGUAGAGCCCUUUUGUGGGACGUUUUCACCCCUCCAGCACCAGAAGCCCCUUUCUGUCUGUCUCCGGUGCACCUGGGUGUGUUGCAGAGCCCGCACCAGCAGGAGCCCCCCAAAACACUCCCCUCACCCCUUCAAGGGGGGAAAACCCCGCGUGGGAGGAGCAGGGAGAGCGGGGUGACGCUUGUCACGGGUGGGAGGUGUGUCACCAGCCAAGGGCUUAUAGGAGCGCCGGUGAGAGCAGGAACCUCCGUCACAGCAGCCGUAGGAGCAGAGGAGCGCCAGGCAAGGCCCGUGCGCUCGUGAUGGACUCCCUGAGCACUGUCCUGCCCACCAGCGAGGUCACUGAGCACAGGCUGGGCAACUCCUGCUCCCAGAUCCAAGAUGAGUUCCUCUUCGUCACGCUCCCCGUGAUGUACUCGCUGAUCUUCAUCGUCGGGCUGCUCAGCAACACCCUCGCGCUCUGGGUGUUCUCGUGCGGCACGCAGCGCAGGACCUCCAUCACGGUGUACAUGAGGAACCUGGCGCUCUCCGACCUCUUGCUCUCCCUCUGCCUGCCCUUCCGCAUCGCCUUUCAGAACAAGAGCGAGCCCCGGAUCUUCUGCAACGUGGUCGGGGCCUUCUUCUACCUCAACAUGUACGUCAGCAUCACCUUCCUCAGCCUGAUCAGCCUGGACCGCUACCUGAAGAUCAUCCGGCCCCUCCAGAAAUUCAAGAUCCACACCGUGGCCUGCAGCACCGCGGCCUCUGGGUUGGUUUGGUUGGUGCACUUAGCCUUCAUGAUGCCUUUCUUUUUUGAGACCAGAGAAGAAGGGCCCUGUGAAUAUAAGUGCUUCCACUUCAGGAACAAAAGCACCACGGCAGCAGCCUUUAACAUGACCGCAGUAGUGAUUUUCUUUAUCCUGCUGCUGCUCUUCCUCUACUUCUAUGGCAAGAUAUUUGCCAAGCUCCACAGAGUCUCCUCGGUGAACGCUCAGCAGCUGAACAAGAAGACCAGCAUGAGAGCCAUCACCAAGACCUUUGUAGUCCUGAUCAUCUUCAUCGUAUGCUUCACCCCCUACCACAUCGUCCGCGUCCCUUACAUCCUCGCGCAAGUCGAGGUCAUUUCUAGCCUGCCCUGGAAGCAGGGCCUCCACCUCGCUAACGAGCUCGUGCUCUGCAUCUCAGCUCUCAACAGCUGCCUUGACCCAGUUGUCUUCUUUUUCUUGUCCAGCAGUUUCCGGAGGGCUGUGCUCUGCACCUUCCAGGGCAGGCUGAAGAGAGCUCUCAUGAGGAACCAGGGCAGGCUGAACCACAGCAGGUCUGUGACAGAAAUAUAGGCUUUACAGCGGGGCCGAGGUUUUUCUCAUGGGAUUUUCUCAUCACGGAUUUGCUCUGGCUGAUGGUGCUUAUGGGACAAGGUUUGCUGGGAAGAUGGAGGAAGAAACUGGAACUGCUUCAUGUUUCUUCCCCUCACGCCAGCAGGGUUAGAGCAUCAUGGGGGGGGGGAAGCAAAGAGGAAAGGAUAACUGGGACCUUACUUUUUUCCUGCCCCGGCUCUGCUGGCAUAGCUGAAGGACGUUUCCUAGGAAGAAUGAAGCUGGAAGAGCCAAAGGAGAGCCAGUGUUGGCCGAGGAUCUCCAGCCAGCCCAGGGAAGGGCAGGGGCAGAGCCCUGGGCAGAGACAGGCUCCUUCAGUGGAGGGAGCGGAGGGAGGGGAACAGGAACCUGCUGCGAGCCUUGUUAAUACACAUCACCUCCACACCAGAGAGACGAGAAAAGGGAAGGGGAGGGGAGACAAUGCAGUGCAAAAGCAUCAGGGAAAGGUGAGGGAGACACUCACCAGAGCAUUAUUUGUGCAGCGGGUGAAUGGUUUGCUCCGCGACGGAGCCCAGCGGUGUGCAGCUUGUGUGACAGGCAUGCCAGGAAACGUGCAGACCCUGUAACCCCAAACCAUGGCAACGAUAACCGUAACUCUCUUCUUACCACAGUCUGUGUAACUCCGGCUCGGCCUCACCUCUCUAGAGAUUCAGACAGGCAGCUCCAGGCUUCCUUAGCUCUGUUUCUUUGCCCAUUUCGCCAGCACGUUCACAGAGGGCUGGCAGCCUCACCCAGCCAUAGCACAGCACCUGCUUGGCACUUGGACCAUGCCAGGGUCAUUGCUACAGGAAGGGGUCCAAUGGGCAGAGAGGAUGCAGCACAGAAGUGCCUGUGCCUCGUCUGAGACCCAUGAGCCCCAAAUGUGAGCUUCUGCCUCUGAGAUCCUCAGCGCAAGCACUGCUAUUUUGCAUUGACUCUGAAAAAGGAACCUGCAAGGGAUAUGGAAGGUUUCCUGCUUUGAUUAGUCUUCAGCAUCCAUUCCCUUCCUUCAGAAGAGAUACUUCUCUGUAUUUUUUUCCUUUUAUGUGCUCUCACCACGUUUGUUCACUUAUUCUUAGGAGACUGCAGGCUUGGAGCAGCAGCCUGCUGCACUCACUCCUCAGGUAGAAAAGCCCUGGCCAUAAAAAGCCAGGAGGAUUUUCAUUCAGACUGUGAACUUCUUUAAUUAACUGUGGAACUCAAAUACUUGAAUAAUACUUGGGAGAAUAAAAUGUUUUCUUAAAGA
Molecule: messenger RNA, 4877 nt
Organism: Anas platyrhynchos (mallard)
Lineage: Eukaryota; Metazoa; Chordata; Aves; Anseriformes; Anatidae
Product: probable G-protein coupled receptor 34
Biological process (GO): G protein-coupled receptor signaling pathway
Cellular component (GO): membrane
Molecular function (GO): oxysterol binding; G protein-coupled receptor activity
Source: RefSeq, a predicted model, not a curated record